Oppiella nova is the source of this 966-nucleotide messenger RNA. The record is from the annotation of a GenBank genome assembly. Lineage: Eukaryota; Metazoa; Arthropoda; Arachnida; Sarcoptiformes; Oppiidae.
AUGGCACCGGUCGGUCGAUCCGCGGAAUCUGUGCCUCAUUACGAAGACACCGCAGAAGUGGUGCCUAAAAGUGAUGACCAAAACAAUGCGAACAAUGAAUACAAGUUGCAAAUAGUGUGGAGGAAUGUCCUAUUGAUGGGUUCCCUACAUAUCGGUGCUCUAUAUGGCGCUUAUAUAAUGCUAACUGACGCCAAAUACCAAACAGUGAUCGCCUGGUUCCUCAUGUAUAUGAGCUCAGGACUGGGCAUAACAGCGGGCGCCCACCGAUUAUGGUCUCACCGGUCAUACAGAGCCAACUUCGCGAUGAGAAGCCUGCUAACUGUGUUCAACACAAUGGCCCUCCAGAACAGUAUCUACGACUGGUGUCGCGACCAUAGAGUGCACCAUAAGUUCUCGGAAACACACGCCGACCCCCACAACGCCAACCGGGGCUUCUUCUUCGCACACGUGGGUUGGCUGUUGUGUCGCAAACACCCAGACGUGACCACCAAAGGCCGGAUCGUCGACUUAAGCGACUUAAUGGACGACCCUUUGGUGCGCUUUCAGCAUAAAAACUAUCGUUUCUUAAUAUUAAUAUUUUGUGUCAUUCUGCCGACACUUAUACCAUACCUGUUAUGGUCAGAGACUUUCACCUGGCUAAUUAAUUCAGCAGCUCAUCUGUAUGGCAAUAGACCUUAUGAUACUACAAUAAAUCCCAGUCUGAUUUUGCUAACUUUCAAACAUUUGGUGAGGGGUAUCACAAUUAUCACCACACCUUUCCCUGCGUCUGAGUUGGACUGGAAAUACAACUGGAAUUUCACAACACUUUUCAUUGACUUUUUCGCCAAAAUCGGUUGGGCUUACGAUAGGAAAAAGGUUUCCUAUGAUAUGGUUAGCGCUCGUGUGAAACGAACCGGAGAUAAGACAUUGAAUGUCUCCAAAAGACUUAAUGAUAACUUCAUCACUCAUUGCACUAAACAUACAUAA